Molecule: messenger RNA, 2624 nt
Organism: Helianthus annuus (common sunflower)
Lineage: Eukaryota; Viridiplantae; Streptophyta; Magnoliopsida; Asterales; Asteraceae
Product: pentatricopeptide repeat-containing protein At2g37230-like
Exons: 2
Coding region: 113-2389 (758 amino acids)
Molecular function (GO): protein binding
Source: RefSeq, a predicted model, not a curated record
UUGCCAACUUUAAAACAAAAACACAUUCUUUUGAAAUCGUUCUAAAACCCUAGCCCCCCAAACACUCGUCGCCUUCACACCUCCAUUCUUUCUCCCCCAAAUCACUAACACAAUGUCUUCAAUAAUCUCUUUACCAAAAUCCCAAAUCUUGAACCACAACUUCUUCUCAAAUCUUGCAAGAAUCACAGGUUCCCAACAACAUGCCUUCAAAUCCCUCCACUUUUCCACCUCAUCAGACACCCCUUUACCCGAACCCGAAACACCCAUUUCACCCCACGACCCGGAUCCCCUCCCGACCCAAAACCCACAACCCGACAAGCUCAACAAUCUUGGACCAAGAACCCCAAGAGGUAAGCAUCGGAACCCUGAAAAAAUAGAAGAUAUUAUUUGUAGAAUGAUGGCUAAUAGGGCUUGGACCACUCGAUUACAGAACUCAAUCAGAAGUUUAGUUCCUGUGUUUGAUCAUAAUCUUGUUUAUAAUGUGUUACAUGGUGCUAGAAACCCUGAUCAUGCUUUGCAGUUCUUUCGCUGGGUUGAGCGGUCCGGUUUGUUUAAACACGACCGCGAAACGCAUUAUAAGAUUAUCGAUAUAUUGGGUAAGGCUGCUAAGUUGAAUCAUGCUAGGUGCAUUUUGUUAGAUAUGCCGAAAAAAGGGAUCAAAUGGGAUGAGGAUUUGUUUAUCGUUUUGAUCGAUAGUUACGGGAAAUCGGGUAUCGUUCAAGAGAGUGUGAAGAUUUUUAGGAGUAUGGAGGAAUUGGGUGUGGCGAGAACGAUAAAGUCGUAUGAUGUUUUGUUUAAGGUUAUUAUGAGACGAGGGAGGUAUAUGAUGGCGAAACGGUAUUUUAAUAAGAUGUUGAGUGAAGGGAUAAACCCGAGUCGACAUACGUACAAUGUUUUGAUUUGGGGGUUUUUUCUUUCGUCGAGGGUUUCGACUGCGAAUAGGUUUUUUGAAGAUAUGAAAAGUCGAGAGAUUUCGCCGGAUGUUGUUACGUAUAAUACGAUGAUUAACGGGUUUAAUCGGGUGAAAAAGAUAGACGAGUGUGAGAGGUUGUUUGUUGAAAUGAAAGGAAAGAAUAUCGAACCGACAGUUAUCACUUACACGACAAUGAUUAAAGGGUAUGUUAAUGUUGGUAGAGUUGAUGACGGGUUAAAGUUGUUUCAAGAAAUGAAAGGUUUCGGUAUGAAACCGAAUGAUUUCACGUAUUCGGCUUUAUUACCUGGGCUUUGUGAUGCUGAUAAAAUGGCUGAUGCAAAUGCGAUCGUGAAGGAAAUGGUGCACCGUCAUAUCGCCCCGAAGGACAAUUCCGUCUUUUUACAGUUGAUUUCUGGUCAAUGUAAGGCGGGUAAUCUUGAAGCAGCUGCGGAUGUGCUUAAGUUCAUGAUGCGAUUAAACGUCACUCCUGAAGCUGGACAUUACGGUGUUAUAAUCGAAAAUCUUUGCAAAAACGGCGUUUACGAUGAGGCUGUUAAGUUAUUAGAUCAACUUAUAGAAAACGGAGCCGUGUUGAACACUACAGGUAAGUUGGGGCUUGAAUCAACUGCAUAUAACCCAAUGAUCGAAUAUCUAUGUAACAACGGUAUGACUAAUAAAGCCGAAACGUUAUUCCGCCAGUUGAUGAAAUUAGGUGUUUUGGAUCCGGUUGGAUUUAAUAGCUUAAUACAGGGCCAUUCAACCGAAGGCUCACCCGAUUCGGGUUUCGAAAUUUUAAAAAUCAUGUUGAGGAAAAACGUCCCGUGCGAAGAAGCUUCUUACAAGUCGCUAAUCGAGAGUUACUUGAAGAAAAACGAGCCAGCUGAUGCUAAAGCCGCAUUCGAUUGCAUGAUCGAAACCGGACAUAACCCGGAUUCAUCUCUUUACGGGUCGGUAAUGGGAAGUUUAUUCGAAGACGGAAGGGUACAAACCGCGAGUCGGGUGAUGAAAAUCAUGAUCGAAAAGGGUUUAAAAGAGCACAAGGAUUUGGUUUCGAAAAUCUUGGAAGCGCUUUUAUUAAGGGGUCAUGUUGAGGAAGCGUUAGGAAGAAUUGACUUGAUGAUGAAUGUCGGGUUUGACCCUGAUUUUGACCAUUUGUUAUCGGUUGUAUGUGAAAAAGGAAAGACGAUUGCUGCUGUGAAGCUGUUGGAUUAUGUUUUGGAGCGAGAUUAUACCGUAGACUUCUCGAGUUACGAUAAGGUUUUGGAUGCUUUAUUAGCUGCGGGAAAGACGCUUAACGCAUACUCGAUUUUAUAUAAAAUUAAAGAAAAAGGGGGCGUUACGGAUAAAAGCAGCAGUGAGGAGUUGAUCAAGAUUCUUAACGAACAGGGGAACACAAAACAGGCCGAUAUUCUAUCUAGAAUGAUCAACGGGACAGCUGGCAAGAAAGGGAAGAAACAAGCAUCCGUUGCAGCUUAAUGGAACACCUGGCAAAGUAAACCCACGCAUCUAUUUUUGGGCGGAUUCUAAAACCUGAUGGGUUAUAUUGGGUUAGCUAUUAUUCUUAAAGGGGUUAGAAUGUGUCUGGAAGUUUGGCUAAUUGUAAGCUUAGGUCACGUUGGCGGGCCACAAUGGGUAUGUGAACACGGUGACAGUGUCGCUGGAUGGGUCGUUGUGUGCAAGUGGUGGAAAGGAUGUAAUAUAUGUUGUGCGA